GUAGGUUAAUCAAGCUUAGUUCAUUUUAUAGUUAUUGGGUACGAGUGUUUGCUGUUUUUUAGCUUUAUAACAACUUACAUUUAAUCCCUGGUCUCUCUCUUUUCCUGAUGACGUCACGAGUUAAUGCUACACUAGUAACUUAGUAAUUAACAUUUAUGUCAGGAAUGAAUUUUUAAGAGCUUCCACUUCUAUGAAGUAAUUCAAAUAGUAAAUAUUCGAGAAAGCAAGGUUUAUUCUUAAAGUGUAUAGAAAUAUCUAAAGUUAUAACUUGUAGAGUAAAUAAGACUAGCUAGUUUUCACUUAAAUUAAGUUGAAAUUUUGUCAUGAUAUACUAAAGGUGCCCAAUUAGCUUCAUAGACCUUAUUAAAAAUACAUUUUUUUGACAUGUAAAUCAACCAGUAUGCCGAGAAGAAAUAGAUGCAGAACUGUCAGUAGUGGAAGUUUAUGCACAAACGAAAUUAGAGUAAAGUUUUCUGGUUUUAAACCUGAAGAUGGCACCAUUGGUGAAACAAUAACUUUGCCUGCAUUAGAUGCAAUACCGUUAACUUCCGACAUCUUUCGACCAUCUUAUAUGAUCUCUAUUGGUGGAUUUCCUGCAGCUCUGUGUCAAGUAAUGCAGUCUUUAUACACCUCCACCUAUUUCCAUUCUUUCCAAUUUAUAAACGAGAAUUUGAUCAGUUUUAAAGUAGAAUGCGAAAGACAAACAAGAGACAAGAUCUCAAGUCAGGUUCAAGCUGGCGAGCUCAAAGGAAAGUUGAAGGAAAAGUUGAAUCAAUUGCCCCAAGAAAAUCUACAUUAUAGAUUACGCCUAUUCAACAUUAACUGCACUAUUGAUUCAGUUACACUUUUAAGUUCAACCUGGACGGAUGUAUCAUCUCCAUCUUGCAUUGAAACAUCGCCACUUCAUCAAAGAGAGCCAAGAAACAGAAGAUCUUUGUGUAUUGAUAACAGAGGAGGGAGUAUUGGAGAAGUCCAUGUACACCAUCAGUCAACAGAAGCUGUAAAAGUAAACAAGGAAGAAAUAGUUGGUAAAUUAAAAGAAUCUCUACAACAACACAUUGAUAUCAUAUCUUGCCAAAGAAAAUCUUCAAUAAGUCAAGGAAGUAGUCGACCACACAACUUUGUUGAUUUAAGAGUAUCUCCCCAACCCUUGUACACAUCAUCAGGCCCCACCACAACCAGGCAAGAUAUGUUGAAACUUCAUGAGGAUCAUCAUCCUGAUGUUAAGGUAGCUCACCUCUUCAAUGAAGCAGAAAAAAAUGCUGUAAAAGAAGCUGCACGGCAAUUUAUUGAUGAAAACUUGAAGAGAAAGUACAUUGCCACUCACUCGCGAUCUGUUAUGGUGGCUGGGCAAGCUGGAAUUGGUAAAUCAACUUUAGCCAUGCAAGCAGCUAAAAUUGCUUUAUCUAAAGAUGAAUAUGUUGUUUUUGUCAAGUUAUCUGAAGUUGGAACAUCACAUGUUUCUUUGGUAGAUUUUAUUAUAAACAACGCUGUGGAUAACAAAACAGUGUUUACUGAGGAUGAAAAAUCUGCUGUACAAGAUCUAUUGCUUACUGAUGCAUCUUUGUUUACUCUUAUCUUUGAUGGGAUUGAUGAGCUUGGUUUUGAUUUCAAACCAACUGAGAAUCCAAAGCAAUUCAGUUUCACAGAACCAACUGAAGCAUUGAAUCUUAUCAAGAGUAUUAUGAAAGGUGAAACCAUGCAGGAAGCUAGGAAGUUGUGGACAUCUAGACCUCAGCAUGCUCUUCAGAUCCAUCAGGAUUUAUGUCCAAUAACCGUCAUGCAUGCGUUGGGGUUGAGUGAUCAGUCUCAAUGUGUUCUUGGAGAAUCUAUAUGUGGUGAGACAAAGUGGGUGGCUGUGAAAAAGUUUCUUGACGACCAUCCUGAUAUACAAGCAAUGUGUUAUGUCCCUGUUUGGUGCAUUAUGACUUGCCAUGUCUUAAGUUCAAGUUUGGAUGGAACAAGCAGGUUAAACAUCAGCACCAUUACACAGAUUCUUACUACUACAUUGGACCUCUACAUCAGAUCAAGUCAUCUGAGGACACAAGAUCAUGGGAACAUCCUCCAGCUUGCAGAGCUCGCAUGGAAUGGUUGGAUCAACAAGAAAGUCAUCUUCGAACCGAGGGAUUUCAACAGAGCGAAAGUCUCACCUGAGAUAAAAGAAGCAUUCGUAAACACAGCUUUGAAAAGUGGGUUGAAUUUGCGAAUGGGUUUGUUGCAAGGUGAUCGACAAAGCUCGUUUGUGCAUCUUGUUUGGCAGGAGUUCUUUGCCGCACUCCAUAUGUGCACGCUACCAAAGCAGUCUUUUACUGAAAAGUUAGAAAAGUUUAACGACCAGCAUUAUGAGAUGGUAGCCAAGCUUGUGUAUGGAAUAUUCAAUCCUGUGAAUCUUAAGGUACUUCAUAUGAUUUUCCCAGAAGCUUUUACUGAGUGUAAGGAGAAGCAGGCUGCACUACAAGAGUUUGCUGGUGGUCAAAUAUGGCAGGAAGGAAACCAGAAGAAUGGUCAACUGUUAUCUGUGCUGAGCUGGGUUCAUGAAUCUGAGGAUAAUGAAACCAUAAAAAUGAUUUCAGAAGUUUUUCCUGAAGAGUUAAACUUCAGCACUGAGCCCGUGCAUGGCCUAAUGUUUACACCAAUGGAUGUGGUAAGCCUCUCCUACAUCUUCUCAAAGAACAACUUCAAUUUCUCCCAGAUCAGUGUUCGAAAUGUGCAGUUCAUGGGAAAUACAUUCGAUCUUUUUACAAAAGCAUUGGCAUGUGCUAAAAAGAUUGACAGCUUGGAUGUGAGUGGUGUUGCUAUGGGCAACGAAGGUGCUCGAUCUUUGGUUCAAUGUUUGGAGAAGAUCAAUAAGUUGGAGAUGUUGGGGUGUGGGGUGGGAGGAGGUGGGGUGAAGUACCUUGCAGAGAAGAUUAAAACAUUAAGCACUCCGAUGGAACUAUUGGAUCUAACUGGAAACAGGAUUGGAAACAACGGAGCAAAGAAGUUGUGUGUUUGUCUUCAUAAAGUUAGAUCCUUGUAUUUGGAACAAUGUGAACUGAGUGGAGAUGGAAUAAAACAACUCGCACAACGCAUACGGAGGCUUGAUGAACCGAUGGUUGAAUUACAUUUGGGGAGUAAUAACAUUGAAGAUGUAACUGAUGAUCUGUUGAGAUGCUUGCCAAAAAUAAACCAACUGCACGUGAAUGAAUGUACUUUACCACAUAUUAAGCUAUGAGCUUUUCAACAUGCCUUGUCUCCUGAAAUGCGGAAUGGAGUCAUCGGACUUGAAGCAAUAAAAUAUGAAUAACUUUAAUCAAGUGUAAGUUGUUUCUACUCUGAUGAGGUCACAUGGUAUGGCAGCAAAACUUUGUUGUCGGCAGUGAAUGAUUGUAACUUAUUUACCUUGCAUUAUGGGCAACGACAGUCAUUACAACACUGGUGUUCUGUUUCAUACACCUUGUGCCCGCUUACAAGUUACUGCAUAUAUAGCUUUGUGAGUGAUUGUUUUUCUGUAUAGCUGACAAUUUUCACAACCCAUUAGUGACCACCGAUUUAGUGUUUGCUAACAUUUUUAUUUGCUGGACAAGCAAUCCCUAAAAUAUAUUAUAUCUAGGAACUGAACAUAUGCUAUGUAGUUCAUAAAUUUAAAUUGUUUAGAAUUGUGUUAAUAAUUUUUUGGAAGAUUUUUUCAAUUGAAAUUUUGCAAACAGCUGUUGUCAUAAAUAAGGAAAUGAAUAUGUAAUGGUGUUGAUAGGACUUUUCAUUGAUCAAAGCUCUGUUUUUGUUUAUGUUUUAUCAUA
Molecule: messenger RNA, 3779 nt
Organism: Ciona intestinalis (vase tunicate)
Lineage: Eukaryota; Metazoa; Chordata; Ascidiacea; Phlebobranchia; Cionidae
Source: RefSeq, a predicted model, not a curated record